AUGGAAGGUAGCGCUUCCGCGGCCGUGCCUUGCACUAGCUCAGCUACAACGGGGAACGCACGCUACGUGGAGGACAACGUUGGUGACAGCGCUGAUGAGGAUGAGCAACUGGACUCGAUUUGCCAGCAGCUAGAUUUUGGGGACUACGACGAAGUUGAGAUCAACGUGGGUGUAGAUCACGGUGCUUUAGAGUUGGUGGAGGCUACCGUAGCGAAGUAUGUGUCGAUGGGGUUCUACGAUUCGCUACAGGAGGCGACCGUGGCACUACAGCAGCACAAUGAGUUUGAAUACACCUACAAAACUCGGUACACCUCCAAAAAUGUCACUGGGACUGAGUUCAAAUGUCGCUCGCAUGCUAUGUGCCCCAGUCGCCUCAAAAUUGUUGAGCGGAAACUUGGAGCUAACUUAGUUCGAUACGAGUUGUUGCAGAAGGGUGAGCACGGUGAUGCUUCUGUCUCGCGCACGCGGCAUGGUAUUGCAGCUGUUCACAAGUCUGAAAUUGACUCACUAUUGGGUUAG
Phytophthora sojae is the source of this 519-nucleotide messenger RNA. RefSeq lists its product as hypothetical. Bases 1 to 519 code for a protein of 172 amino acids. The transcript has a single exon. NCBI's taxonomy places the organism in Eukaryota, Oomycota, Peronosporomycetes, Peronosporales, Peronosporaceae. The record is from RefSeq and is a predicted model, not a curated record.